AUUUUAUCAUUCGGUUGCGGUGGUUUGGUGGUCGGAGGUGGUUGGUCGGAGAAGGAAAAGAUGGGAAGACAACCAUGUUGUGAUAAACUAGGAGUGAAGAAAGGGCCGUGGACGGCGGAGGAAGAUAAGAAGCUCAUCAACUUUAUCCUUACCAACGGCCAAUGUUGUUGGCGUGCUGUCCCUAAGCUCGCCGGACUCCGCCGUUGUGGCAAGAGUUGCCGUCUCCGGUGGACUAACUAUCUCCGACCAGACUUGAAGCGUGGACUGCUUAAUGAAUCAGAGGAACAACUCGUUAUUGAUCUCCAUGCUCGCCUUGGCAACCGGUGGUCAAAAAUAGCCGCAAGGUUGCCAGGACGAACAGACAAUGAAAUUAAGAAUCAUUGGAACACUCAUAUCAAGAAAAAGCUUUUAAAAAUGGGCAUUGAUCCGGUUACUCAUGAACCUCUUCAAAACAAAACUGAAGCAACCAAGACAUCAUCCUUCUGCUCUGAAAAACAUUUGUCAGGAUCUGAAAAGUGCCAUCACUUAUCACGUGAUGGAAGUGCCAAUACCCUCGGAAACUCGGAUGAGAACUCAAGUUUUGCACAAUCGGAGAAGUCCAUGUCCAUUGAUGAUCAUGAUACACAAACACUGUUUGAAAGCUUCUGCGAAGACGAGAAGUUAUUAAGUCACCUUUUAGGUGAAGAGGAACCUCCGUUGAUCGACACAUCAGCUUGGGAGUUACCAAAUAACGGACCACUCUUCAACCACUGUGCUAAUAGUUUCACCAAAUGGGAUGAUUGUGCUACGUGGCUAUUGGACUGUCAAGAUUUUGGUGUUCAUGAUUUCGGACUGGAUUCUUUCAACGAUGUUGAGAUCAACAUCUUAAAUACAAAAAACAACUAACAGGAAAGAUGCAAAUCCUGGUUUAAGGGAGUCGAUAUGUGUUGUUCUAUGGCCUUGUUUGUUAACACAUACAUCUUUGCAGGUCCAAUGACUUCCAUAAGAAAACACACAGUCUUGUCCUAAAAACCAGAUGAAUUAAAGGAAUUAGCAAAAAGAUGGAAAAGGGUAAAUAAAACCCUAGUUGUCGUACAUCUCACAUGCUACUAAGUAUCAUGUUUAGUAACAGUAUAGGUUAUUAAUAUUGUUUUUCUUUAAAGUUAAUGUUACACAAGUCUUAAAUGUAAUAUGAUGG
Molecule: messenger RNA, 1177 nt
Organism: Cynara cardunculus var. scolymus (artichoke)
Lineage: Eukaryota; Viridiplantae; Streptophyta; Magnoliopsida; Asterales; Asteraceae
Product: protein ODORANT1-like
Exons: 2
Coding region: 61-885 (274 amino acids)
Source: RefSeq, a predicted model, not a curated record